UCGAAUACCUAUCGAUUUUUGGUCACACCGCGUGUUCUGUUUAUAAUUUGGAACUCGAGAAUUUUCUUAAUUUUGCUAAAUAAAUCAUGGACGACGAAGCGGAGACCUACAAGCUAUGGCGCAUUCGCAAGACCAUCAUGCAGCUUAGCCACGACCGCGGUUAUCUGGUGACCCAGGAUGAGUUGGACCAGACUUUGGAACAAUUCAAGGAGAUGUUCGGCGACAAGCCCAGUGAAAAGCGACCGGCUCGUUCCGACUUGAUCGUCUUGGUGGCCCACAACGACGAUCCCACCGACCAGAUGUUCGUCUUCUUCCCGGAGGAGCCUAAGAUCGGAAUCAAGACCAUCAAGACCUACUGUACCCGUAUGCAGGAGGAGAACAUCCACCGAGCCAUCGUUGUGGUUCAGGGCGGCAUGACUCCAUCCGCCAAGCAAUCCCUCGUGGACAUGGCUCCCAAGUAUAUUCUAGAGCAGUUCCUCGAAUCCGAGCUGCUGAUCAACAUCACGGAGCAUGAAUUGGUUCCUGAGCACGUGGUCAUGACCGUCGAGGAGAAACAGGAGCUGCUCAGCCGAUACAAGUUGAAGGAGAACAUGUUGAUGAGGAUCCAGGCGGGUGACCCGGUGGCAAGGUACUUUGGACUCAAGCGCGGCCAGGUGGUCAAAAUCAUCCGAUCCUCGGAGACGGCCGGUCGGUACAUCUCCUACCGAUUGGUAUGCUGAUACUGUCCUAGGCGAUUUCCGAUCUAUAAAUUUAGCUUAAGAACUCUAUGAUUUAACGAUUUAAGAUAAAGACAGCGAGUUUUAUACGUCAAUAAAUCGCAAUCUUUUCGAA
Drosophila ficusphila is the source of this 831-nucleotide messenger RNA. RefSeq names its product DNA-directed RNA polymerases I, II, and III subunit RPABC1 (gene Rpb5). Gene Ontology annotation, cellular component: RNA polymerase I complex; RNA polymerase III complex; RNA polymerase II, core complex. The coding region runs from base 87 to 719 and encodes 210 amino acids. Gene Ontology annotation, biological process: DNA-templated transcription. NCBI's taxonomy places the organism in Eukaryota, Metazoa, Arthropoda, Insecta, Diptera, Drosophilidae. The record is from RefSeq and is a predicted model, not a curated record. Gene Ontology annotation, molecular function: DNA-directed RNA polymerase activity; DNA binding. The transcript has a single exon.